AUGGAGGGGCCACGUCAAUCCACGUCGAUCACCUCCCGAACGAAGAUGCUCCCAUCCAUCGCCUCCCUUUGCCUCCUCGCGUGCCUCCUCCGCGGGACGCGGGGCCAGAACCCUUGCCCCGGCGCGGCCGACAUCGCUCCCUGCACGUGCGAGCAGGUCGCGGGGGAGGUCACUGUCGACUGCUCCGAUGUGGCGACGGCCGACGAGUUGUUCAACGUCUUCAACAACAUCGCCUGGCCGAACAACGAACUCACGGAAUUCCGACUGACCAACAACGACGGCGUGCUCGAUCUCCCCGAAGGAGUGUUCGGUGAAGUGUCCUUCCAGCGACUGUACGUCUCCGGGACGUCGGUGGCCAACCUCUACCCCCUCUCCAUCCUCCCUCACCUGGCCGCCCGACUGGAGGAGCUGCGAAUCAUGGACAGCAGCCUCACCGACUUCCCAUUCGUCAUCCUCAGCCCUCUGAGGAGCCUCAAGGUCCUCGACAUCUCCGGGAAUGCCAUCUCGGCGGUGCCGGCGCUCCAAAGCUCCAGCCUUCAGAUAUUCAACGUCGAGUUCAAUCAGAUCACAGCCUUGGAAGAGGGAUGGUCCACCCCCAACUUGAAAGAGCUUCACGUCGGCGCGAAUCCCAUCCAGGACAUCCCCGCGGGGCUCUUCGGGGACUUCGCGGGGCUGGAGGAAUUCUCCUGCUCCUCCUGCGCCCUGCUGGGGCCGACGCUCCGCGCGGGCCUCCUGCAGUUCCACAGCGAGGCCCUGAUCAAGGUGGAUCUGCGAAUCAGCGACCUCACGGGACUGGAGGAUGGGGCCUUCACAGGUCUCACGAACGGCACAGUGAUCAAUCUUCAACUGAACGAUAUGACCGAUCUCCCCGAAGCGUCUGUAUAA
Messenger RNA from Darwinula stevensoni, 885 nucleotides. The record is from the annotation of a GenBank genome assembly. Lineage: Eukaryota; Metazoa; Arthropoda; Ostracoda; Podocopida; Darwinulidae.